Carcharodon carcharias (great white shark) is the source of this 2159-nucleotide messenger RNA. It is a transcript of the gene hpdl, whose product is annotated as 4-hydroxyphenylpyruvate dioxygenase-like. Lineage: Eukaryota; Metazoa; Chordata; Chondrichthyes; Lamniformes; Lamnidae. Bases 8 to 1306 code for a protein of 432 amino acids. The record is from RefSeq and is a predicted model, not a curated record. Gene Ontology annotation, biological process: aromatic amino acid metabolic process. The transcript is spliced from 5 exons. Gene Ontology annotation, molecular function: 4-hydroxyphenylpyruvate dioxygenase activity.
CGCUGCCAUGGCGGUCCCGGUGCAGCGGUUGAGCCACAUCGCUUUUCAUGUCGGUGACAGUGAGCGCCUGGCCCGCGAUCUUAUCUGGCGCUACCGUUUCCACCUGUGCGGCAGGCGGGCGACGGAGCGGGCCAGGCAGCUGGUCCUGCGGAGAGGCUGUGCCGUGUUCAUGGUGAACGAGAGCCCGGGAGGCCAGUACCUGGAGCCGGGACCCCGGGGUCUCCUGUACGAUGUCGUUCCCGCCCAUGCGGUGGACAGCGCCUGUAACGUGUCCUUCGAGGUGAAGGACGUGGAGCGGGCGACGCUGCUGCUGGACCGCCUGGGCUGUCAGGUCCUUGUGCCCCCGAGGCCGGUGGAGGACGAGCUGGGCGCGGUCACCUACUCGGUGGUGCGGUCACUGGUCGGCAACGUGUCUCACACUCUGAUCGACCGAAGCGGUUACCGUGGGGACUUCCUGCCCGGCUUCGGGCCUCCGCCUUCCCCCGGGGGCCGGGCUGAGCAAGGGGCAGCCGGGGGGCCGGUGGCCAUCACUCAUUUCGAUCACAUCACCUACGCGUGCCCCCGGCAGCAGAGCGCCCACAUCAUGGACUGGUACCGCCGCUGCUUCGGCUUCCAGCGUUUCCUCAUCCACCGAAGUGACGAUCUAGAUGAUGGUUAUGUUAUUGAAGGAAAUAACCAGGGACUGCGCUUGACUGCUAUGGAGUACUGGAAAUGCAGUGAGGUUGGCAUGUCCAUGCCUACAAUUGAAGAAAAGGAAUUAAACUGCAAAUUUGUGAUAGCUGAGUCCUUAGCCAAUCAAGGUAAAAAUCAAAUUGACACAUUUUUGGAGCAGCACCAUGGAGCUGGGAUACAGCAUGUGGCAUUGUACACAACUGACAUAGUUUCAACUUGCAAGUCCCUUAAAGAUGCUGGCGUUCACUUUUACUCACCCCCUUCUGGGUAUUACACUGAGACAGUGAAAUGCCAGGAAAUCAUGAAAGCAGGACAAGACCCAGAGCUGCUUUCACAUUAUGGCAUUCUUCUGGAUUCUGAGGUAGAUGAUGAGCAUUGUAAAGGUGAAGCUAAAAGUCAGGGACCAACUAACAAUAAGAAAAGAUAUCUAAUGCAAAUGUUCACAAAGCCAAUCUUUUCUGAAGACACACUUUUCCUUGAGCUCAUUGAGCGAAAGGGUGCCUCAGGAUUUGGAGGAGGAAACAUCCGUGCACUAUGGAAAUCUGUUCAGACUUGCAUGGACCAGCAGGAGAACAAGAAAAUCGGCAAAGAAAUAUCAGCUAGGAAUGGGUUUGCUAAUGAUGCGAACAGCUGAAGACUGCUGCAUAGCACCUGGCUCAAUGACUCCCCAGCUAUCUUCUGGUAGUGGGUUUCUUCUAGCUGCCUUGCACAGAAAAAUAACUGCCCUGUAUAAAGGCACCGUUCGUAGGUAUUAACAACUGAUUUAACCAGACUAGAAAGAUUGAAGCCUAUAAUCCAUUUAUCCAUAUCGUGAAAUUUUCCAGGGCCACAUGAAUAUGUUUAGAUGGAUUUAAAGUGUUUUUUCCUGAACUUGGCUGAAUGCAGGAGUUCCCUAACUGUUGUCCCCCUUCCACACUGCUUCAACCAGUGAGGCUGGCAGAGUGGGCCAGACAGCUCUGGUUUUCAAAAUGUGAAUCAUUUGCACUAGCUUUUAAGCUUGGAUCCAGUUAACUUUUUAAUUGUAUGAUUCAGUUAGUUGCAUUUGUCUGGCUUCUGCCAAAAAGUCCUAUACUCAUUUAUGUGUUUUCCAGGUGAUCUAUCUUUUUUCCCCCUAACUCGUUGGAAUUAGAUACACUGGCCUGGAUUUGAGGUAAUAAUCACAGUCAAUGUUCACAGUCGUGAUUCCACUGAAACUGGCAGCAACUUCUUGAGUUUGCACAUACGCCGAAUAACAUGGAAAUUCAGAAGUUUCUGUCAGUGAUUCUACCCUUCCCCUAACAGGUGCUCUGUUGAAGUUCCCCCCAGACUACAGUCAAUGGGAAAUCAAUGAAUUGAUAAGAACUUUUACUCUGAGGCGUUUAGUCUUGCUGUAAAAACUUGUGAAAAAUUGCUUCUUAUUUAUUGAGGUGUAACUGGGUUUUAAUGGUGUACUAACUUCAUAAUUACAGCUAAAUAUCUUCAAUGGCCCUGAAAAACUUAAAUUUUAU